CUGCGAACUCGUGCACUACACAUAUUGUAAGACUAUCACGCCACAUCGUAUCAAGCGCCAGAGCGAUAGCCCUCCGUGAUAACGCCAUCGUCGAUAUUCAAGUACCAGAAGGAAACGACAGAGUGCAACGCACCGCAUUCCGUUCUGCAACCUAUUUCUAUACCAACCCACCUUCCAUGUCGAGCUGGAUGUAUAUCCCAACAUCUGUCCCCGAAUUUGUUCCCAAUGUGGACGAAUCGGGUCUAGCCAAUGUCCUUGUCCCGGCUCCGCCAAGCGCAGGCGUAAACCUCAUGGCGAAUUUUGUUCCUGCCGACAUCGAGGAAUGCGCCUCAACAUUUCGCAAAGCCUCUGAAGUCAAUGACUUCGUGUUAGGACUAAAUACCCCGUUAUCAUCAUACCAGGAAAUUAACCCCAUACACGCCAUAUCAACCAAAUUCAAUGCAGAUUUCAAGCACGACGGAAUUCCCCCAGACACUCAGCUCGUCUGCUCGGAUCUGGUCUUAUUUCACGCCCAUCGUCACAUGCUCGUCGAUGCAUCUACCAAUGGAUUCAACAACCUCUUAGGCAGCUUCGGGACCUUCAUUACUGUCCCAGAGACAUCUGAUUUUCUCAACAUUAUCCUACAUGCUAUCUACGGACAUCCAUGCUCUCAAUUCCAGCACAGUAUCGACACGCUGAUGACUGCAGUUUGCCUCCUCCCAAAAUACGGCUUACAGCCCAAGAAGUUCAUCCAACCAUCAUCGCCACUAUUCAACGAUAUUCGUUACCAAAUGCCGCUCUCGCCACUUAUGACAUACGUCGUAUCCUCGGUUUACGAACUUGAAGAACUUGCCGUCAUUACAUCGGCUCAUCUCCUUGCGUUGGAUAUAUCCGCCAUGGGUGACGAGAUGGUAGAAUUCAUCAAUCCAGUAUAUCUUAAGCGCCUCUUCGACCUGCAGCAGAGGCGCAUCGAUAAGCUCAAGGAUCUUUUUUCCGUUCCCCCAUACCUGCACCCCGCGAGGCCUCACUGCGACUUUAUAGCUCAAAAGGCUUUGAGUAGAGCGUGGGCUUUGUAUACUGCUCAUCUGCUGUGGGGUGCUCGAGCGGGUGAGAUACAUGCUUUUCAUCCCUGAUUGGAUCUGAAUGCAUGGUAGAUACGACGGUUGUCAUGAUUGAAAGUAUGUUCCGGAUGCUCGACGACCACCUAACAUGCUUUGACUGCAAGCGAUCUCUUAGAGAGCGUGUCAAAGAUAUUGUCAUUGAAUGGUCAGAGCAAAAAGUACGUCGCCACCUUUACUCCAGUGUCUUUAGUCACAUAACCCUCUCCCCCGUUACAGCGAACGAUUUAGCUGAUCGCAGCUCUGUACGAUAGCCGGAAAGAAUCGUCCGUCAACGUUGUCGAGCAGCCGCCUCGAUUUCCUCAUUCACAUAAGUAAUGCUGCUUUGACAAGGUUUUCGUCAUCUGGGUUUAUUAUUCCU
Molecule: messenger RNA, 1458 nt
Organism: Guyanagaster necrorhizus
Lineage: Eukaryota; Fungi; Basidiomycota; Agaricomycetes; Agaricales; Physalacriaceae
Exons: 4
Coding region: 177-1112 (311 amino acids)
Source: RefSeq, a predicted model, not a curated record